This is a messenger RNA of Astyanax mexicanus (Mexican tetra), 1132 nucleotides long. It is a transcript of the gene ociad1, whose product is annotated as OCIA domain containing 1. Lineage: Eukaryota; Metazoa; Chordata; Actinopteri; Characiformes; Acestrorhamphidae. The transcript is spliced from 8 exons. Bases 207 to 962 code for a protein of 251 amino acids. The record is from RefSeq and is a predicted model, not a curated record. Gene Ontology annotation, cellular component: endosome.
ACCCCGCCGAGGCAGCAGCGUUCAGCUCCGGGUUAGAGCGGGUGCUGUGUGGAGGUCGUGCUGUGCUGUGUCUGUGGUGUUUGUGUGUGAGUGUGUUUAACCCCUGAGAUCUGCAGGACUGCAGUUCAGAAACAGUGGAGUGAUAUACAGUCAGUCUGUUUAGUGGAGCCAGUGUGUGUUUUAUGAUUUAGCAGAGUUAGCUAGCCAUGUCUCAGGCGUCCUCAGGCUUUAACCCUGCCUCCCAGCACACACAGCGGAACACACAGGCUCCCUUAGGAGCGGGGUACAGUCCCACUGAGGAUGAGAGACGUAUCUUUCAAGAAUGUAACCGCGAGAGCUUUUGGUACCGAUCCUUGCCAUUGGCAGCUCUUGCAAUGACAGCCACUCAGGUAAUGGUAACUAGAGGAGUAUUAUCGGCAUCCCCAAGGUUUGGCUCCCUACCAAAACUUGCAUUUGCUGGUUUGUGUGGAUUUUUUGGAGGGAAGGUGUCCUACAUGAAAAUUUGUCAAGAAAAGUUUAAAUCCCUGGAAAACUCCCCACUCGGAGAUGCACUUCGGCAAGCACACCUUCGCCGUGCACACCCUGAGUCGAACCAGUCAGAGUUUGCAGAUCCAAAUCCAGCAGUUUCACAGCAGUCAGGGUUUGAGGGAGCAUUCCAGCCUGCAGAAGACUCUCAGCCAAGUUCCUACAGCAGUUAUUCCAGUGACUUUCCCUCAUAUGACCGAGCCUCUUUCAGCUCUGGACAAAGUGAGCCUGCGGCGUUACAAUCACAAGAUUCUCCUCUGUACCAGGAAGAGGAUAUCCCUAAGAAAAGAAAAGUACUGUAUGAGGACCUGCGCAGUAAAAACAGGGAGAAUUAUGAGGUCGCCCUCACACAAAGGGCUGAAAGUCUAAAACCACAUGCUGAGGUACCAAAAAAAGAAGGUAAAAGAAACAAGUAUGGUGAUUCUUGGGAAGAAUAAGACGGUGUUGGAGCUCCUACUGACUACCCUACAAUUUCACUGGGUGUUAAAUAUGUCAGUGAUUUAUUAAGUGUGAUGCAGUGCAGCCAUUUAAUCACACUAAAGCCCAAAGCUUUUGGAUGUGUUUGAGUCCUGUUCCUGAUAUAAAAAUAAACAGCAAUAUUGAUGGA